CGCCUGAGUGAAACCACAAGCGGACUGCAGACACACGCCCUCUUGACGGCAGUGGGCGGGCUGGAGUCGAGGUUUUAAUAAACGCUCAACGUGUCGCUCUCCUCAAUGCGCUCAAACCUGUCGUCUUUGUUUCUCCGGAUUUUUUCAAUUUUAAUUUUAUUUUUACAACUCAUCAGUCUUGGUCAUACUUUUAAAAUGUCAGACGGGUAGAGCUUUUGAAAUAUGAUAGCUGUCAUCUAACCAUUGGUCAUGGAUGUCCGCAUGAAGUCCAGUACCAGACUACAGUUUGGGACAAAUGAGGCAACAGGUCACAACCCCGGAAAUGAUGAGCUGAAGUUCUUGAGCCAAGAAGAACAGGAAAUCCUCUACUUCUUUGAGAAGACCAUCGAUUCUCUGGAGCAGAGUCUGGAGGAAGAUGAGCUGAGGCCCCAAAUUCAAGCCUUCAACAAUUCAGCAGUAGAUGGUGCUUCCAACCCUAUGUCUCAUCGUCAAGCCAACCCAAAAGAGCAGGAUAUUAUAGACUUGGUUCGUCCAAAACCAGACCUAGUACAGACCAAAGACACAGCCUUCACCCCGAAUAGUCCAGAUUUCCAAAGUCUGAUUCCACCCCCUGAGAGCCACUUUGAGGUGAAACCUCGCAGCGACCCAGAUCCUUUGUCCUUGACAGACUAUAACCCUUCACUUCCAGACAGUCACCCAGUGUACCACCCCCCUGGCAGCAUCCCAACUCCUGCUCUGAUUGCUCAAAAGAUUGCAGAAACCCAUCCUGGAGGCAGCACGGUGCUGAGUGCGUCAUCUCUCCUUAGACAGCGAAGCUCUGAGUUUGAAAAGUCAGUCAGCUCCAAUAAACAAGGCCCUCCCACCUCCACCAAGCCUGUACGCUAUCCUGCUAACAUCAGUGUUGUUCUUGGGAACAGAGAACAGCAGAACCCUUCACUGGCCAACAUUAACAUUGAGGAGAGAAGGGCACAAAUGCUAGCAAACCUCUCUGGGACUUCACACCCUUUACUCCAAGAAGAUUCAGAACAAGAUCAGGCCACAAGAAACACCCCAACUCGUAGUGUGUCAUUCAGAGAUCCUACUCCUGAAAAAUCUCGCAUGGAGGCAUUGUCAAAAUUAGGACUGACACGGAACCGGGCCUCGUCAGGUGGCGUAUCAUCACUUCCUAGCACCUCUCUAGAGCCUCUUGCUGGUGGAGGAGCAAGCACUACAAAUAUGGAGAGAAUCAGCACACUUCAAGAGCCUGGUAAAGCACCACAUGUUCUUGCCAGUAGCAAACCUUCCGAGAUUAGCACUGCUCCAAAUGUAGUACCACUACCUACAGUCCAGGUACAAAAUACACCACCAAGCAGUAGACCACAGGGCCGUAUUAGACCCGCAGUGGAAUCCACAAACAUCAAGCUCCCAGAAACCAGUCCUAGAUCACCACUUUUGAGCUACAGAAAACCAGAUGCCCCUUCACCAGAUUCCCACAAACGUCUUGAAACCAAAUACACCCCCCAACCAGCCUACACUCAAAACGACUACUUUCCUUCUCCUCCUCCACCGGUGGAAACUUCAGCUGAAUUUAACAACUAUGGAGGAAAAUCUAUUGUGGUGAAUUCUUCUGCAUCCUUUAAGAGUGAACUGCCACCCUCUCCUGUAAGUCCUGAACCUAGAAUUCUAUCACCUGUUCUGGCAACCCCACCUGAGUUCAACUCUUAUGGAGGAAAAUCAAAAGUUAUGACUCCCAUUCCUGCUUCAAGAAGGGAUCUCCCUGAUAUUCUUAGCUCACACAUAGACAAGAGUCAAACACAACACUCUGAAAAUGCUCCCACAGAAGCAAACAGCUACGGAGGAAAAACACGAAUCAUCAACGCCUCAGUCAGUGCUAGUCGGCCAUCGGAAGGUUCCUCCAGGACUGUCAAACCACCAGCUCCGGCUCCAGCACCCAGACCUCCGCGGCACUCCUACCAUGGGCAGACCGCAGCGCCCAAGUCCCCACAGCGGGCUCUGUCCCCUGAUCACAAGCGACGUACUGGCUCAAUGUUCAGACCACAGGGAAUCACAGUGCAGUUUUCAGGUAAGGGGACGUCAGAGGAAUCAAGGAAAGAAGCAUUGAGGAAACUUGGGCUUUUAAAAGAAUGAUUAAUUUGUUUAUUGUCUACACCUGCCAAACCAGACUCUCUGGUGCAAAGCAAAAAUGUGUGAGGUGUGUCAGGAAAGAGACCUUCUUUACAGAGGAAUGGAGAAUAAUCAGAUGGACUUGCACAGCUUGUUCUGACACACUGAUACCAAGUUAGAACUGCACACUUAACACAUUGUCAUCCUACAGCAGACAGUGUAUUUGUACAUAUCAAAAAUGCUGCUGUUGCCCCAAGUCUCAUCAUGCAUGUGUAUUUUUAAAAUAAUAUUUAUGUUAAUGGAUUUUUGGUAGAGUAUUCAAAAUGUUUAAUCAAGAUACUUAAAGUGAACAAUAUGAACAAAUAUAAGAGAAAGGUGGCUAUAAAAAUAUCUCCAUAUAUGUGCCAAGACACUCUUUACCAUUUUGGGUAUUGGUGAAAAGGGUAUUUUGUCUCACUGUGACAAAAUGAUAUUAAGUGCACUUUCUACAAGGAGCCAAAGCUUUGUAAUUUAAUUUUUUAACAGUAUAAAAUGUAAUUCUGUAAAAUGUACAUUGUGUAAGGCAUAUUUUUGUUGGAUUUGUAGAUAUGAAUUGAAGUUGAAGCAGGAUAUUUUUACACAUGGACAAACCACAGACUGUGGAAUGGCUAGUUUUUUGGGUUUUUUUUACUAUGCAGAGGGAAUACUUUAAAGCUGCUCGUUUGGGAUGGGCAUUGUACAAAACAGAAGCACUAAAACCACAGUAUCUAGAAAUACUUUGGUGCAUUUCUGCUGCAAUACUUGUAUUCUAGUUGUUCUAGUGGUUUUGUCAUUGAAUUUUUAGUUGAAUCUAUGUUUUAAUGAGUGAAUGUUUACUGUGUAUCAUGACUCCGGCUUCUGUAGUUACCUACAGUUAUUUUGAAGUAAAUUUCGCACAGAUUUGGGGCAGUGCUUUUGUGCUCAGCUGUGUGAAUAGCUUAAACAGUUUUGUUUACAGACUCUGGUUUUCUGUAGUUUAUCUACAGGCAUUUUGAAGUAUCCAGGUGAGCCUACAUACCAAUACUUACAUAUACUAAAUCUUAAUCAAAGUCGUGUGUGACGUCACAAGUGCUGGGACUGGGACAAAGGGAGAUUGCUGUAGUUUAUUUUCUAUUAGUUUGUACUAUAUUAAUUACCUAUAAUAUUUACUAUACAAAUCCACUUGAUGUAAUAUGUAUUGAUGAUUUUUGUUAAAUAUUAAAUCGAACAAUACCA
Boleophthalmus pectinirostris (great blue-spotted mudskipper) is the source of this 3336-nucleotide messenger RNA. RefSeq names its product proline and serine-rich protein 2. The transcript is spliced from 4 exons. Lineage: Eukaryota; Metazoa; Chordata; Actinopteri; Gobiiformes; Gobiidae. Bases 250 to 2127 code for a protein of 625 amino acids. The record is from RefSeq and is a predicted model, not a curated record.